GUACGCGCAACGUUACAUUAACAUUCGUGUCGAGAUCGAAGCUUCGCACCAGCUUCAGUCAGUCCUCUUCUUCACGGACGCACGGUGCCACCAUCCUGAAAACAGUUUCGAUCUCCGUUUCGAUCGAAAAUUUGUUUGAAAGUUUCUUCUCGAUCGCCUUUACCUUAACUAAAACGCGAGUGUCCCCAAACAGAUGUCGAUUCGGGUGUCCUUCGACUUGGCAAAGUAUAAAGUAUAAAAUAAAAGAAAUGUAAAAUCGCAGGGAAACUAGGGGUACAGUGAGUUAAGGGCAAAGAUUCGAUCUUGCGCGGUGAAACGCGCGAUACGCGAAUGCGAUUUAUGACUGCGCAAUGUGGUACGAUGAAGUAGAAUAGGUAGAUCAACUGGACUGAGAAGAAGGGGUCGACUUGCUUUCAGACAAGAUGAGGAGCGCGAGUAGUUUGGAUCAGUAUAACGACGACGACUUCUUCAGCGGUGGGCCUUGUCCUUCUUGUCGGUUAGCCAUUAACAAGGAGACUGGUCGACUAAAGUUCGUGGUGCAUGGGCGGAAACGACACUUGGCGCUUCCGAGUGAAACUGAUGCUCUUGAUUCCAGCCGUGUUACUGCCGAUCACUAUAAUCUUCAUCGCUCUGUCGCGGUCGCAGGUGAUCGGCAAGGCUCCUUAUCAUCGUACGUAUUUGGUCCAGACAAGGAGGCAGGACGAGAGGACCGAGGAGAGUUUUCCGCCAGCGACCAGCCGCAGCGAGACAGAGAGGGCCGGUGAAGAAGAGGAAGAAGACAAAAUCCUAGCACCUGGAAUGAAAACAAGCUACGUGCCAGUGGAGACUCUACUUUCGUCAAGGCAGCUACAACGACACAAGAGAGACCUAGACGCGGAUCAACCGAUAGACUACAAAGUUGAGAAAGCAGACGAUCAAAAUUCCGACGAAGACAUCUACAACUUCCUGGACGAUUAUUACACCGAGGUGGACGCCGAUGAGGUCAAGGAAAACUCUGAAAUACAAAGCAACGACUAUCGAGAGUACGGCGAGCAUACGCACGACGCGCGUAAGAACGAAGAACUGCGCUCCAAGUUCUUCACGUACGACAAUAUCGAAGAGCGUUCUCAGGACGAAUCAGACGAGGGUGAACAAGGUGGUAGACACUCGAUUUCCAUCGACGAUUCGGACACCAGUCUGCCAAUCGUCGACGACCAAAACGACGACGACACUGGCACGGAUUUCCACGCGUUUUGGAAAGGCGAGGGAAACGCGUGGGCCAUCAGAGAAGCUCAAGCAAAAAUCAUGCUGAAGUACAUGGACAGGAGCGCUGAUCCUUGCGAGGACUUUUAUCAGUUUGCCUGUGGCAAUUGGGCGAAACAUAAUCCUAUCCCUAAAGACAAAGCUGCCUACGAUACCUUCGAAAUGAUCAGAGAAUCGUUGGACUCUGUGUUGAAAGAGCUUCUCGAAGAUCCUAUACCGAAAGGAUUGCAAUUGUACACGGAUGACGCGACGCUCAAGGCUAAAUAUUUGUAUCGCAGUUGCAUGAACUACGAGAUCUUGGAGCAACGCAUGGAACGGCCGCUUAUACAGCUUCUAGAUGAACUUGGUGGAUGGCCCAUAUUGAGACCAAAUUGGGAUCCGGAAAAGUUCGAUUGGCUCCUCUUGGUUGCACAAUUGAGGCUUUAUAAUAAUGACAUUCUCAUUUCGGAAUGGGUGGCGCCGGACAUUAAAAACAGCGACCAGUACGUUAUACAGUUCGAUCAGACAUCAUUGGGUCUACCUACAAGAGACUACUUUCUCCAGCCAUCGAAUACCAUUUACUUAAAAGCUUACAAAAAUUAUUUAAUAAAAAUUUCCACUCUCUUGGGCGCAUCUUUGCAAAACGCUACUAUAGACGCUGACGAAUUGAUAGAAUUCGAAACUAAGCUCGCCAAGAUCACGUCUUCCCCUGACGAGCGAAGAAACGUUUCAGAGUUAUAUCAAAGAAUGAGCAUCGGAGAAUUAAGGACACUGGUGCCACAAAUUAACUGGCAUCGAUAUUUAACGAUCGUUCUGGCACGACCAACGAAUGUCUCCGAGCCGGUCGUUGUCUAUGCGUUGCAGUAUAUUCAAGAUUUGGUGAAUUUGCUCUCGAAAACUAGUCCACGGACUAUCGCGAAUUAUCUUCUAUGGCGGUUCGUCAGGCACAGAGUAAACAAUCUGGACGAUCGAUUUCAGGAAGCUAAGCAAAAAUUUUAUUAUAUUCUGUUUGGAAGGGAACAAGCACCGUCCAGAUGGAAAAAUUGUGUGGCACAAGUGAACUCUAACAUGGGCAUGGCUGUGGGCUCCAUGUUCGUGAAAAAAUAUUUCGACGAAAAAAGCAAAAACGAUACAUUGGCCAUGACUCGUGAUAUACAACGGUCCUUCAGAGAACUCCUAAAUCAAACUACUUGGAUCGAUGACGAAACAAAAGAACUGGCCACCGAGAAGGUAAACGCAAUGCUGUUAAGGAUCGGCUAUCCUGAUUUCAUUCUACAGUCUGAGUUGUUGAACGAACGUUACAAAGAUGUCGUGAUCCGUCCAGAUAAGUACUUCGAGAACACGUUGAACAUCUUGCAACAUUUGACCAGGGUAGAACAGGAUCGACUUGGCAGCCCUGUCAAUAAGACCCUGUGGAACACUGCGCCUGCAGUGGUCAAUGCUUACUAUAGUCGCAGCAAAAAUAGGAUAAUGUUUCCAGCUGGAAUACUACAGCCGCCCUUUUAUCACAGAUACUUUCCACGGAGUUUAAAUUACGGUGGGAUCGGCGUUGUGAUUGGCCAUGAGAUCACCCACGGCUUCGACGAUAAAGGUCGAUUAUUCGAUAAGGAUGGUAAUCUACAUAGAUGGUGGAAAGACGAGGCUAUUUAUGGCUUUCACGAACGAGCUCAAUGCCUUAUCGACCAGUACAGUCACUAUAUCGUGAGCGAAGUUGGAAUGCAGAUUGAUGGAAUGAAUACCCAGGGCGAGAAUAUCGCGGAUAACGGCGGUAUUAAACAAGCUUUUCGAGCUUACGAAAGGUGGUUACGCGCAAACGGCGACGCUGACGAAACUCUGCCAGGUUUAAACGCGACUGGAAAGCAAUUGUUCUUUCUGAACUUCGCGCAAGUGUGGUGCGGCUCGAUGAGACCGGAAGCUACCAGGAAUAAGUUGAAGACCGCCGUCCAUUCACCUGGCAAGUUUCGCGUAAUCGGCACCUUAUCGAAUUCGGAGGAUUUCGCAGAAGUAUUUUAUUGCCCGCUGGGUGCACCUAUGAAUCCAGUUAACAAAUGCUCCGUUUGGUGACCAAUGGUGUGCUUAUCUGUUUCUACCAAACUCAUCAUCGCAUCGAUCGUUGAUCGAAUAAAUUAAUCAGAGCUACGUGAUCAAGAAAAAAAGAAGAAGAUUGUUCGUUGCUCGAUUGUGUGAAGCAAACGAAGUUUAGACUGUGUAGGUGUAAUCGUUGAAAUUAGUCUUUACGUUCCAGAGACUAUUGCCAGAUUCGCGUUAAGAUUUUAACGAAACUAUAGUUCCAUGCUUUCGAUGAUAGCUGAUGCUGUAGAGUAUACACAAUUUAUGUUGAAAUUACUAGGAAAUCAAGAAUAGGAUGAAGGAAACGAUGAACCGGAGUAAUUGUAAGUUCUCGUUUAACGAUUUACGGGCAUGCAACGUAAUCGAUCAUGGAUACGAGCCGUACUAACAAAAUAGGUUGUGUAACAAUAAAUAAGGGAAUAGUAUCGCUUCCGUGUGAUACUACGACUUGAUGAUCCAAGUGUAUAUCGCACAAGGGAAGUAUCUUGUAGAUGUUUCAAACUGCUGCGCUGUUUAGAGAUGUGUUAAGAAUGAAAUUGUAAGACAAAUACCAAAGACAAUAAUAAUUUCAGACAGUCAUAAAAAUC
This is a messenger RNA of Bombus impatiens (common eastern bumble bee), 3878 nucleotides long. RefSeq names its product neprilysin-4. Gene Ontology annotation, cellular component: plasma membrane. The record is from RefSeq and is a predicted model, not a curated record. Gene Ontology annotation, biological process: protein processing. Bases 541 to 3285 code for a protein of 914 amino acids. Gene Ontology annotation, molecular function: metalloendopeptidase activity. The transcript is spliced from 15 exons. NCBI's taxonomy places the organism in Eukaryota, Metazoa, Arthropoda, Insecta, Hymenoptera, Apidae.